CUAUGCUAAAAAAAAAAGGAUCCUAUCUGUGCCUGGUGACAGCGGGUCAGCAAUGCAAUCAGACCAUCACUGACUGAAGCCGCAUCUCGCAGCCGCUGCAGUGAGGGUGAGCUGCUGAUGGUGUGAAGCACUGACUGCACCGACACUGAACUGCACCGACUGGGUGAUGGGUGUCAAACACACGGCGCAGCACACGCUGGAACCGUUCAAACCGGAUCGCCUUCAGAACCUUUCGCAUUGAGGACCGCGAUUAAUUUUGCGGUGGAUUAAUCAAUUUCAGGAUGAAAUUGAUCAAAGCGUCUUUCCUCUUUGUCAUCUUCUGCUUUUGGAUUGAAGAAGGCUCAUCCAAAGAUUCAAAGAAAGCCAAGGCGAAAAAGAAGCAAUACCUAUGCCCAUCACAACAGUCAGCUGAAGAUCGUGCACUCAUACCAGCGAAUUCCACCAGCAACCUCAUCAACAGGUUACUCAUCUCGUAUGACCCAAGAAUACGGCCAAAUUUCAAAGGUAUUCCAGUUGACGUCCAUGUAAAUAUUUUCAUUGCCAGUUUCGGCUCAAUACAAGAAACCACAAUGGAUUACAGGAUUAAUAUCUUCCUCAGACAGAAGUGGAAUGACCCCAGACUCAAGCUGCCGACUGACUUCAAAGGAUCAGACACACUGACUGUGGAUCCAAAAAUGUUCAAAUGCUUGUGGAAACCAGAUUUGUUUUUUGCAAAUGAAAAGAAUGCCAACUUUCACGAUGUCACACAAGAGAACAUCUUGCUUUUCAUCUUCCGUUCUGGUGACGUGCUGGUCAGCAUGAGGCUGUCUGUAACUCUUUCGUGCCCACUCGAUUUGACUCUAUUUCCCAUGGACACACAGCGCUGCAAGAUGCAAUUGGAAAGCUUUGGUUAUACCACAGAUGAUCUUCGGUUCAUCUGGCAGGCUAAAGACCCUGUUCAAAUGGAGGAGAUUGCGUUACCACAGUUUGAUAUCAAACAGGAGGAUAUCGAGUAUGGGAAUUGUACAAAAUAUUAUAAAGGCACAGGAUAUUACACCUGCGUGGAAGUGAUAUUUACCCUGAGAAGACUAGUUGGAUUUUACUUGAUGGGCGUUUAUGCUCCAACGCUGCUGAUAGUUGUUCUUUCGUGGCUGUCCUUUUGGAUUAACCCUGAUGCAAGUGCUGCAAGAGUACCUCUAGGUAUCUUCUCAGUGCUCAGCUUGUCAUCCGAAUGCACAUCUCUUGCUGCAGAGCUGCCCAAAGUUUCCUAUGUGAAAGCCUUAGAUGUCUGGCUCAUUGCUUGCCUCCUCUUUGGGUUUGCGUCCCUUGUAGAAUAUGCUGUUGUGCAGGUUAUGCUCAACAGCCCAAAGAGAAUCGAAGCUGAAAGAAUCCGAAUUCAAAACCGCCAGAAGGCUAAGGAGCAAGCUAUUGCAGCAGAGGCCAAAGCAUCUGGGAACUGGGUCAAACCUUCUUCCAAGAAUACUGUUAAUGGAACAGGGACACCGGUUCAUAUCAGCACUCUACAGGUUGGAGAAAACAGGUGCAAAAAAGUUUGCACUUCGAAAUCUGACCUGAGAUCGAAUGACUUCAGCAUCGUUGGAAGUUUGCCACGGGACUUUGAGCUGUCCAACUACGACUGCUAUGGAAAACCUAUAGAAGUUAACAAUGGCCUUGGGAAACUCCAGUCAAAAAAUAAUAAGAAGCCCCCUCCUGCUAAACCUGUCAUCCCAGCUGCAGCCAAGAGGAUUGACCUCUAUGCAAGAGCUUUGUUCCCUUUUUGUUUCUUCUUCUUUAAUGUGAUAUAUUGGUCUGCUUACCUAUGAUAAUUCUACCACUGGAUUGCAUUGUAUAAGAAAAGACUCUCCUCCCCCACUCCCACAUGUGUUACGCAUAAUGUUGCACUGUAAAUGCUCUGCGACUACAACUUGAUUGGUAACCAGAUGCAUUCAUGUAAAAUUUAAAUGACAGCAUGAAAUUGCAAUGUGUAUACUAUAGCCAAACAGCAAUGUAUAGCUGUACAGCAUUCAAGCUGCUUUGGGGUUCUUGAAGGAUAAAACUAAGUUGCUGUGACAGUUAAGAAUACUAUAUUUAUAGGGUUGUGAUGGGUAAUAUAAAAUGUGCUACAAUCUUUCUGAUACUGAAACUUAUAGAUGCACGUUUAGUGUCACUGGAAAACAGUUAAAUAUGCAUAUAUAUGUGUGUUAGUAAGAAGACAAAUCUAUAUCUUCCAAAUAGUAAAGGUUAGGCACUUUGAUAGUUUUGUUUUAACUUAAAAUGUGUGUCUCAAAACUGAGUUCCUCAAUAUUUUAUUAAUCAAAUGUAACCUGUAAUUCAUACAGCUGACAUUUUUCAAACGACAGAAAACAGAUUCAACUAUUUCUGUCAAUGUAAACUUGUGAAAUAAUAAAGUUUAAAAUUCCCCAAA
Messenger RNA from Callorhinchus milii (elephant shark), 2404 nucleotides. It is a transcript of the gene glrbb, whose product is annotated as glycine receptor, beta b. The coding region runs from base 282 to 1802 and encodes 506 amino acids. The record is from RefSeq and is a predicted model, not a curated record. NCBI's taxonomy places the organism in Eukaryota, Metazoa, Chordata, Chondrichthyes, Chimaeriformes, Callorhinchidae. Gene Ontology annotation, biological process: nervous system process; signal transduction; regulation of membrane potential. Gene Ontology annotation, molecular function: extracellularly glycine-gated chloride channel activity; transmembrane signaling receptor activity; neurotransmitter receptor activity. The transcript has 10 exons. Gene Ontology annotation, cellular component: postsynaptic membrane; synapse; neuron projection.